This is a messenger RNA of Sphaeramia orbicularis (orbiculate cardinalfish), 5556 nucleotides long. RefSeq names its product CTD (carboxy-terminal domain, RNA polymerase II, polypeptide A) phosphatase, subunit 1 (gene ctdp1). The record is from RefSeq and is a predicted model, not a curated record. Bases 215 to 3151 code for a protein of 978 amino acids. The transcript is spliced from 13 exons. NCBI's taxonomy places the organism in Eukaryota, Metazoa, Chordata, Actinopteri, Kurtiformes, Apogonidae. Gene Ontology annotation, cellular component: nucleus. Gene Ontology annotation, molecular function: RNA polymerase II CTD heptapeptide repeat phosphatase activity.
GUUGCGUUUUCCUGUUUACGGGCGGGAAGAGCGAACGAAGCUGACUGUAGCAGCUACUGGGUUCAGAUUGGAACCACAUUUGUUUUAAUUGUCGCUGUUGUGUGGAUGGUUUGCACGUUUCCCUCAUUAUCUGCACAUUACCGGGUCUAGUGGGCUUCUUUUUAGGCGGACCGUUUGUGUAAAAGUGCAGGGCUUUCUGGGGAGUGCGGAACAGAUGGACGAUCCUCCUGCAGAUUCUGGCGGUGGCGGCGAUGCAGCAGCAGCGGAGGGCCCCGCGGUGCAGGUGGCGGAUAUCUGCUGGCCGAGCGGGGCUUCUCCUCUACGGCUGCUGGAAUGGAAAGUCAAACCCGGGUCUCUUAUAAACGUGGACUCCGUGCUAGCGUUGUGUGCUCCUAUACCUCAAGAGAAGGGCGCAGAGAGUACUAGACUACCAGAGAAGAAGGUGAAAUCGGACCGUGCUGGAGUAGUGAAGGAGCUAUGCUGUCAACUUGGACAAGUCAUACCACCCGGCGGUGUCAUUGUCAGAAUAGAGGAAUGCAGUCAUCCCAUAGUAAUGAAAGGCCUGUGUGCUGAGUGUGGCCAGGAUCUGACACAGCUGCAGAGCACAAAUGGGAACCAGCAAACUCCCAUCUCCACAGCAACGGUCUCCAUGGUGCACAGCGUUCCUGAGCUAAUGGUCAGCUCAGAGCAAGCAGAACAGCUGGGCAGAGAAGACCAGCAGAGACUGCACCGCAACAAGAAGCUGGUCCUGAUGGUGGAUCUGGACCAGACGUUGAUCCACACCACUGAACAGCACUGCCAACGAAUGUCCAAUAAGGGCAUUUUCCACUUCCAGCUCGGGCGAGGAGAGCCCAUGCUCCACACCCGAUUACGUCCACACUGUAAGGAGUUCCUGGAGAAAAUCGCCAAACUCUAUGAGUUGCACGUCUUCACAUUCGGGAGCCGCCUUUAUGCGCACACAAUUGCUGGCUUCCUGGAUCCUGAAAAGAAGCUUUUUUCUCAUCGGAUCCUUUCCAGAGAUGAAUGCAUCGAUCCUUUCUCUAAGACAGGGAAUCUUAGGAACCUUUUCCCUUGUGGUGACUCGAUGGUCUGCAUCAUCGAUGACCGCGAGGAUGUGUGGAAGUUUGCACCUAACCUCAUCACUGUGAAGAAAUACAUCUACUUCCAGGGCACAGGGGACAUCAACGCUCCGCCAGGAUCACGGGAAGCUCAGAUGGCCAGGAAAGGAGGCCCAUCAAGCCGGCUACCGGAGAGCACGGAACCACUGGGGUCACUGGCUGCGGAUGAGCAAAAUAAUGGCCUCAGGAAAAGGACAAAGGACCACAGUAGUUCUGGAAAGGAGGAAUCCUCAACGCUGCAGUCCUCUCAGGGAGCACCGACAAAUGAACGGACACAUCCUACAGGGGUUGGGGAAGAUGAGUCGAGUCAGGGUAAAGGGUCAGAGACUGAGGCGGAGACUCAGGUCAGCGAUAGGACAAAUGUCAAAGAAGAUGAAUGCAACAGGACAAAAGAAACCCAGGACAGUGCAAACUCCUCGGUACCCAGUCACGAGGCCAAUAAUUUGGACUUUGACCUUUCUAGUGACAGUGAUAAUGAUUCGAUUCCAGACAAACCUCCAAACUCAUCAGAGAGCGACAGUGAAGGCAAGUCAUCCCAGGAAACAAAGUCAAAGCAGGACGAAGUCACGCCAGAACCCACUGAGGAAGAAAGUAAAGGUCGGGGUGAAGGCGAGAAUAGCUCUGAAGAGCCUUCAGGAGUUCUUCUCCCAGACCCUGAGCUGGGAAAUGGCUGCUCGGAUCGAAGAGAGCCAGAAACUGAGUCGCAGAAUAGUGAACAGUCCGGGGUCACCAUGGGGGAGGAGCUGUUGGACCAGAGCAUGGAAGAUGAGGAGGAUGAUGAGGAAGAGGCCGAUAAUGACCAGGACGACCAUCUGAUCUACCUAGAGGAAGUGUUGGAAAGGAUCCACGCUGAGUACUAUGCCCGUUACAACGCCUACCUGAAAAAGGAGGUGAAUGAAACACCGGACAUCCGUAGGAUCGUCCCUGAGCUCAAAAGCAAGACACUGGAAGGCACCACGAUAGUAUUCAGCGGUCUGUACCCAACCAACUACCCCAUGGAGAGAACCCGUGAGUACUACCACGCUAAGGCACUAGGGGCAACUAUCGGCAAGAACAUGAUCCUCAGGUCCCAAGAUCCCAGUCGGACAACGCAUCUUAUUGCAGCAAGAGUCGGCACUGAGAAAGUUCGUCAGGCACAAGAAUGCAAACAUCUCCAUGUUGUCAACCCUGACUGGCUCUGGAGUUGUCUGGAGCGCUGGGAGAGGGUGGAGGAGAUGCUCUACCCACUAAAGGAAGACUACUCUAAAACACCACGGAGCAACAGUCCGGCAGCUUUCCCUGACACCCUGGGCUCCUUGCAGAAGCCUAUUUUUCAGCCAAUCCCCAUCCACCACAGAGUUCCACCUCCGCCCCCCGAGGUUCGCACAUAUGACCCCGUAACUGGGAAGCUGAUCCGCCGGGGGCCUCAGGCUUCGCGACCACCACCCUACCUACAGGCAUCGGGGUCUGACCGCAGAGAAUCGUCUUGUCUCAGUGGAAGUCCAAACAAUCAGCAAGACGAGGCUGGAGGAUCGAGCCAAGACGAUGAGCAGCCGGGGCCAUCUCGUCGGAAACGACAGCCAAGCAUGUCAGAAACAAUGCCUCUGUACACACUCUGCAAGGAGGAUCUGGAGAGCAUGGACAGAGAGGUGGAUGACAUCCUUGGCGAGGAGAGUGACAAUGAGAGCGAGGGUCGAGGAAAGGACAAACCAGCCAACGAAGAGGCUGAGGAUGAAGAGGAGGAAGAGGAGCGGCAGCAGUUGGCAUCUGGACUCGUAUCAGGAGCUGGGCUCGGUCCGCAGGCGCUCAGUUCUGACGCGAGAAGCCAGUCGUCAUCCGGUCAGGCCAGUCUGUCACAUACUGUGCCAAGGGGCCACAAACGUAAGCAUGAUGAAGCCAAGGAAGAAGAGGAUGAUGAGCUGGAAGAAAAAGAGGAGGUGGAAGACUCCGAUGAUGAGUCCUCCAAAGACUCUAAUGAGGAAGAGGAAGGCAGCAGCUCGGAAGCAGACGAGAUGGCGGCUGCUUUGGAGGCAGAGCUCAAUGACUUUAUGUAAUGUGAAAACUCAGCGGCAGGAAAAAGGACAACAAAGAUUAGUGGUGACAGAGUCUGUGUGUGUUUAGGAUGUGUGAGCCAUGGAUGUGUGCUGUGAUCAAAAUGAAUGUCCUGUACAGAAAUGACAUGAUGCUGUGUAAAUAAAAGCUUAGUUUUUUUUUUUUUUUUUUUUUUUGUAGCAUUGAUAUAAAGCCGUUUUGGGAGAAAAUAAAAAAAGACUUUCAUGUUAGAAUUUUAUUGUGAGAUAAACCGUAGGAGAUGUAAGAUUUGAUAAUGUUUUGUUUUACUUUUUUCCUACUCGAUUUUUAUAUUGAUGAAUUAAUAAAGAGAAAUUAAAUGAAUAAACCAUAACUUCCUGGUUGUACAUGCCAAAGAGUUUGGAAUGAGUUUGCCAAGGUGUGCAGCUAAAUAUUUUACAACUUCCACUUUUUUUUUUUUUUUUUGGUUUUCUUUUUUUGUUGGCAGUUAUUUUGGUGUCAUAAAUGCAACCAGCGAUUCUAGACAUCUGAAUGUGUUUCUUCCUCCUCAAAGUGUUUGUAAUAUUUCAUAACAUACUGUUAAGGUGUCAGUUUUUAAUGAUGCUUAGGUUUUUCAGUGUGCUAUCAGCUAAACCUGAACUCAACUUUACAACCUAGAAAUAUUCUUUUUCAUAUGGAAUCCACAAUUAGCUGACAUUUACCUCCUUCCCCAGAUCUGAUUUGAUAUCACGGCGGUAGAAACUAAACCACACCCUCUUUGGGCUUGAACGCUGUGGCUGAGAAGCUGCCAAAAAGACAGGCAGUUCUUCCAAGUUACAACGAAAAAAUCCCUUUUACUCACUUGUAGUGGUAUCUAGUGUAAAUGCAAUUUUUGUUUGUUGGAGCUCUGAAAACUUCUGACUAAAAAAUACAAGUGAAUCUGAUUGCCUGUGAACUGUGCUCAAGGCAGCUACAAACACUGGUGCGUGAUGGAAAACAGCAGAUUGUUCACAUCAAAGUCUGUACACAAACUGCAUACAGCAUAUGGGGAAAAAAAAAAAGGUUUUAUAGACUUGGUGCUGCUCCCUCUAGGACAUUCACCAAGUCUUUAAAGAUACAAAAAAAAAAAAAAAAGUUGGAAAGAAAUGGGAUUAAAAUCUUUGGCGCUAGCUAGCAACCUCUCCUUAAAGGGCCAGUAUUUAAAAUUUGUGUACGAUUACAUGAUGUUUGUGCUGAUAUCUGUUUUCAGCUUGAGAGGCCACAAUUUGCUUUUGUCGGCUUCAGCAAAAACUACUCAACUUCCUGUAAACUACAUCCAUAUUCUAAAUCCAAAACUCAGGAUUCAUGCUGUAUGCAACACAAUCUACAGUAACAGUGAACUCCAAUAAACAGACUCCAACACAAACUACAUUGAAGUGCACAUCUUAGGUACUGAACCUUUAAGAAUAGCAGCUUGAGGCCACAUUAGCCGCUAAGAGUCAAACAAACCAGUGUCUCAGGUUAAACUGUCGGUUGAGUUACAUGAAGCUUAUGUUUUCUCUGUUUGCAGAUCUUAGCUUGAAUUCAUCCCAUUUGGAGACACGUAGAAAAAUCCCAUAUUAAAUUUAAUUCCAGUUCUUUACGGAAAGUUCCUUAGUUUCCAUGUGGUCUGUCACCUCUUAAUGAGUUUUCCAUAUUCAUAAGACUAUGAGCACAAAAGUGAAAUCAAGUUCACCUCCACUAACUGAUGAUUGACUUAUUUUGAAACCCUGACCAUCUAAACCACAGUAGGAGCAUGGAUAUAUAUAGAUAUUUAUAUAUAUCCAGAGUAAAAUGAGACAAUGUCGUGUCAUUUCCAUGAAGUGCCCUUGUAAAGCUGCAUUAGGCAAGAUGCUUAAAGAGUAUACAAAUGUAUAUCAAAAAAAAAAAAAAAGCCUCUUUUUUUCAAGCAGCAUUUCAUCACUAGGGUGUGUACAGAUUGUCAGAUGUGGCUGCUCAGUAAAUUUGCUUUACUUAUGUGCACUUGACUGACAUCACACAGGAUUUCUGGGUACUGAAGGUUAUCCAUUACCAUCACUCACAUUUAUAGUCUGUUUGUGUCCCAUCUGCCGUCAGGUCCGUUGUAGUAAAUGUGUUUUUUUCUUUCUCUCUUACUCAAAGCUGUUUGCUUCCUAUGCAUUUCUAUGAAUAAUGAACUGUCAUAAGGCAAUAGUCCAGGACAGGUGUGUGUUUGGUUCUCUGUUCCUGUACGUUUUACCCUUAGCUGCCUUUCCCAUGCAAUGCACAGCAGAAUUUCAAGAGUUUCCAUAUUUGUGAGUCAUCCCCUUUUUUUUUUUUUGCUUUGUAUUACUGUUUGUUUUAUCAUGAACUUCAAUCAACUGACGUGUAUAGUAUUUGUAAAGUCUAUUUCCUACUUGACCCUGAGAGAAAAAAUAAUUUCCUUAAAUAAAAUGUUGUUUAUUAAGUAAAA